AUGUCCGACCUUGAUGAGGCCAUCGAGCUCAAUCGAGCUGCAUUACUCCUCUAUCCCCCCGGUCAUUGGUUACAAUGCUACCCUCUGCACAAUCUUGCACUCUGCCUUGGAGACAGAUUCCUGCAGUGGGGCAUCAUGUCCGACCUUUAUGAGGCCAUCGAGCUUAAUCGUGCUGCAUUACUCCUCCGUCCCCCCGGUCAUAAAGAUCGAUCCAUGUCUCUGAACAAUCUUGCAGUCUACCUUCAAAACAGAUUUGAGCAGCGGGGCAUCAUGUCUGACCUUGAUGAGGCCAUCGAGCUCAAUCGGGCUGCAUUACUCCUCCGUCCUCCCAGUCAUUCAAAAAACAUGAUGUCUGACCUUGAUGAGGCCAUCGAGCUCUUUCGGGCUGCAUUACUCCUCCGUCCUUCCGGUCAUUCAGAUCGAUCCAUGUCUCUGAACAAUCUUGCUGGCAGCCUUCAAGACAGAUUUGAGCAGCAGGGCAUCAUGUCUGACCUUGAUGAGGCCAUCGAGCUCAAUCGGGCUGCAUUACUCCUCUGUCCCCCCAGUCAUUCAGUACGAUCCAUGUCUCUGAACAAUCUUGCAAACAGCCUUCGAGCCAGAUUCCUGCAGCGGGGCAUCAUGUCCGACCUUGAUGAGGCCAUCGAGCUCAAUCGUGCUGCAUUACUCCUCCGUCCCCCCGCCUACCUUCAAAACAGAUUUGAGCAGCGGGGCAUCAUGUCCGACCUUGAUGAGGCCAUCGAGCUCAAUCGGGCUGCAUUACUCCUCUGUCCCCCCGGUCAUUCAAUACGAUCCUCCGCUCUGAACAAUCUUGCUGGCAGCCUUCAAAACAGAUUCCGGAAGUGGGGCAUCAUGUCCGACCUUGAUGAGGCCAUCGAGCUUUAUCGUGCUGCAUUACUCCUCCAUCCCCCCGGUCAUUCAGAUCGAUCCUUGUCUCUGAACAAUCUUGCUGCCAGCCUUCGAGACAGAUUUGAGCAGCGGGGCAUCAUGUCUGACCUUGAUGAGUCCAUCGAGCUCCAUUGGGCUGCAUUACUCCUCUGUCCCCCCGAUCAUUCAGAAUGA
Suillus plorans is the source of this 1059-nucleotide messenger RNA. RefSeq lists its product as uncharacterized. The record is from RefSeq and is a predicted model, not a curated record. Lineage: Eukaryota; Fungi; Basidiomycota; Agaricomycetes; Boletales; Suillaceae. Gene Ontology annotation, molecular function: protein binding. The transcript is spliced from 3 exons. Bases 1 to 1059 code for a protein of 352 amino acids.